This is a messenger RNA of Caenorhabditis elegans, 2760 nucleotides long. RefSeq names its product DIS3-like exonuclease 2 (gene disl-2). Gene Ontology annotation, biological process: polyuridylation-dependent mRNA catabolic process; nuclear-transcribed mRNA catabolic process. Gene Ontology annotation, cellular component: P-body; cytoplasm. The transcript is spliced from 6 exons. Gene Ontology annotation, molecular function: RNA nuclease activity; 3'-5'-RNA exonuclease activity; RNA binding. The record is from RefSeq and is marked reviewed. Bases 1 to 2547 code for a protein of 848 amino acids. NCBI's taxonomy places the organism in Eukaryota, Metazoa, Nematoda, Chromadorea, Rhabditida, Rhabditidae.
AUGUCAGCAGUUGAAAGUCCCGUUAUUGUGACAGAGCCCGGUUCGUUGAAGCCGCAGGGCCUCACUCAGACAGCUACAGGCGGAAAGUUUGGUGCUGCCGCUACAGUCAAAACCACUCCAACAAAAGCAAAACCAUAUGUGAAGCCGCAAAAUGCAAAUAAUUUGCAAAACAACUUCAAUCCGCGGAAAAUCUUCACCGAAUACAUAUCAAAGGAGGAAACAGAUGCCGGAAUCGAAGACGGUUCAAUGUUCAAAGGUGUCUUGCGGAUAAAUCCAAAAAACUAUCAAGAAUGUUUUUUGGAUCAUCCAAAAGGCACAAAUCAUCCAGAUGUUCUUGUUUUGGGCCAAGAUCGGAAUCGUGCGAUGCAAGGAGAUGUGGUGGCUGUAAAGAUCAAGCCAAAAGAGGAUUGGCUUGUAAACUAUGUGGAAUAUGUGAAAUGGUGGGCGGAGCACAAGAAAGGAGAUCGAAAUAGCGGCAAAACGGACAACAAUAGCCCAAAUAAAACAGAAAAACGAUGUCUGCGCAACGAAAUUCAAGACAAUGGAGUUACAAGUGACGAAGUUCCCGAUUCUUGUCUCAUCACCAUCGGAGCCAUUGUUCAUAUCCUUGAGAAGAAACAUUUCCGUGUAGCCGCCGGCAAGCUCCAGCUAAUGCCAAACAGCGCGAAUCCCAACGUGUUGUUCGUUGCUACAGAUUCUCGUGUCCCUCGAAUUCUCAUUCCAAAAUCCGAUGUGGAUAAGGAGUUCUUCUCACGCCCAAAGGACUUUGAGAGAUUCCUUUACACAGCUAAGAUCACUGAUUGGCGCGCUGAAUCUGUUUAUGCCGAUGGAAGACUCGUGAAGCUUCUUGGCAUGUCCGGAGAAAUCGAUACAGAAACUGAAAGAAUCGUCUACGAGCACCAAAUCGAUCACAGAGAGUUCAGCGACGAAUGCCUCGAAUCACUUCCAAUCACUACAGCCGAAAACUGGAAGGUCCCUGAUGCCGAGUUCGAGUACCGAAGAGAUUUCCGAAGUGACAUCGUUUUUACAAUCGAUCCAAAAACCGCUAGAGAUCUCGACGAUGCUCUUCACGCGAAACACAUCGAUGAUUGUGACGGAAAAGGAACUCCAGGCCUUGAGAUUGGAGUUCAUAUUGCUGAUGUUACAUUCUUCCUGAAAGAAGGUACAGAGCUUGACAAAUGGGCAUCCGAACGUGGAAAUAGUACUUAUCUAUCACAAACUGUAAUUCCAAUGCUUCCAAGAAUCCUCUGUGAGCAGCUGUGCUCUUUGAACCCUGGAGUCGAUCGCCUCUCCUUCUCAACUGUAUUCAAAAUGAGCUACGAAGCCGAGCUGUAUGAUGUUUGGUUUGGAAGAUCUGUUAUCAGAUCCCGUGUUAAACUUGCCUACGAACAUGCACAGGAUUUCAUCGAGAACCCGGAGAAGGACUUCACAUGCGACGAGCUUCCCGAUAUUUCAGAUGGAAAUACGCCUUUUGAGAUCAAGGAAAAGACUCUGAUGUUGCACAGAAUCGCGCAAGUUCUUCGACAAAAGCGUGAAGAUAGUGGAGCAUUGCGGAUCGAGCUUCCCAGAUUGAAAUUUGCAUUGGAUGAGGAUAAGAAGCCACAAGGAGUUUCUAUAUACGAGAUCAAAGAUUCGAAUAAACUCGUAGAAGAGUUCAUGCUGCUCGCCAAUAUGGAAGUGGCUAAAAAGAUCGCUGAAAAUUUCCCAGAACACGCCCUUCUUCGUAAUCACCCGCCACCAAAAGAGAAAAUGAUAAAGGACGUGGCUGAGCAAUGUGCAAGAAUUGGAUUUCCAUUGGACGGAAGAACGUCUGGAUUACUUUCCACGUCACUUCGCAAGUAUCAAGGAAAAUCCCGUUUGGAUAUGUGCAUUCGACAAGUAAUUUCCUCAUUGACAAUUAAGCCAAUGCAACAGGCGAAAUAUUUUUGCACUUUCGAGAUGCCUCUUUCAUUUUAUCAUCAUUUUGCUCUCAACGUGGAUCAUUAUACACAUUUCACAUCGCCAAUUCGUCGGUAUCCAGAUGUGAUUGUUCAUCGACAACUUGCUGCUGCUCUUGGUUAUAAUGAAAGAUCUGAAAGAGUUCCUGAAGAGAUACAGGAGAUUUGCACCCGCUGCAAUGACACAAAGCUCGCAUCGAAGGAAGCUUCGGAUGAGUCUGCGAUGCUCUAUUUUGGAGUUUUCAUCCAUCAAACCGGUCCGAUGAAGUGCCAAGCUGUUGUUCUUGGUGUAAUGGAUCUCUCAUUCGACGUCCUCAUCGUUGAGUAUGGAGUUGUGAAGAGAGUUUAUGUGGAUAAAAUGAAGCGAGACUUCAACAAAUCGACCGAGAAGCUUACCAUUUACUGGCCAGCAGAUCCGAAUGCGGAAUCCGGAAACCGUGAAGAGUUUUCGAGCUCAAUUCAAAUGUGCAACGUGGUUUACGUGAUUCUCGUGCCGUACAAAAGCAUUGAAGUCAGCGCGACAAUUGUUCGUCCGAGUCUCGAGCAACGUAAUAUUCUCAAGUCGACUCUCAAGGACAUGAAAGAAACGGGCUCAACAAUUCUUCAGUAGUCAUUCGGAUUCAGUGAUCUCCUCCAGCAAAAGCUUUUUUUCCUUUUUCAAUCCUUUUUUCCCCUUUUUCUAUCCUUUUUUUCCCUUUUUCUAUCCUUUUUUUUCUCCUUUAUCCUUUUUUUCUUUAAAUUCCAUUUUCCCGUUGUAUUUUUUAAAACGCGUGUCCAUUCCUCGUCCCGGUUACUUUUGGUGUCGAAUGAAAAUGCAUUAUUC